CUUUUAAGUGCUGGCACUUUGAUAUCGGAUUGCUGACCUCCCCUGACGCCAGAAACAGUGCUGAUGGACGAAUGAAAACAAAUAUUUUCGGCACUAACAUCCAAAAGAAAAAGUACGUAUACGAACGUGCUGCAAUUUUAUUCCUGUCGGCCCCAUUGUUUUAGCCAAUUUGGUGAAAAAAUACGAUUUUCUCGCCUGUUUUCCUCGACGACUAAACAAAAGAGAGUUUGGAAAAUUUCGUAUGUAAUUUUGCCGAUUUCUUUCAUCAUUGCCUAUACUUUAAAAAAAUUGAGAAAAGAUGUUCCCCAGUUUUCUCCUGUACCCUAUUUGGCUUCUCGCCUCCCUGCUUUUCCCGGCGGUGCAAAGUUUGCAGGCCCUACACACAGAGGAGCCCGCUACGAUGAAGGUACGUGUACAACAUAGUAGUCGUGUUUCAUCUUUCUGUUGAGAUGCUAUCUCAACACUCAUUGCUACACCAAUGCCAGGUGGCUUGCGCCAAAUGCAGGUGCACCAAAAAUGCAGAGACUGGUAAUAUACUUGAACCUACGUCGGUGUAACGCUGCAUGACAGAGUUGUAGAUUCUAGCACGACAGGAGCUUGAUGAAGACGACCUCUAAUAAUUGAAAACGAAACCUCCAAAACAGCUUUGGCUUUUCUACUGGGUACUGUACGCCGUCGCCAGCUGGGUGUGGAAUUACACCUUUAUCCCACUAAUCCUGGAGCUUCCGUUCUACGUGGUCUCAACCCUGCUUUUCGACCUCUUUUUCGAGGCGCAGAUCGCCGUGGUCGUCCUUCUGGUCUACCCGAAAUUUGCCUACCUGGACAAAUUGCUGACCUUUGUCACCCAAAAGGAAGUGGAAGCCGUGGUAAAGCAGUACGUGCAACUAGCGCAGCAGAAGGGGGAAGCACUGCUGGCGCAGUAUGUGGACAAGAAGAAGAAGUGAAGCAGAUGAUACUCCGGUGAAUAGACGGGUAGGGGCAGCGGUCUCCACUUCUACUCCCACUGCUCCUUGUCUAUUGCGGGAAUAAAGCGAGCAACGGAAGAACCCGGAGGACGCACGUAGCACUGCUCCAAAAAA
This is a messenger RNA of Amoebophrya sp. A120, 1079 nucleotides long. The record is from the annotation of a GenBank genome assembly. Lineage: Eukaryota; Dinophyceae; Syndiniales; Amoebophryaceae.